AUGAUUAAUUCAAUAAAAAUGCAAAUUUUAUUAUUUCCUGCAAUUUUUUUUGUAGAUCUACGUGGUGUUUUCCGCAAAUUGACGUCAAAAACAAACACAACUCGCGCUUCUGUAAUUGGAAUUAUUCCUAAAAAAGUCGCAUUGACUGUCGAGAAAUCAUAUACAAAUUUUACAAAAACUUUUCCAACUUGCAAGUUUUUAUUGAGGAUUAUUACAGAGUUCUCAGAAUGUGGUGAAUUCGAUUCAAAACUAGCAGAUGCAUGUGAGACUGUAGACUGGACACCACGGUACUAUUUUGACAGAGAAAGUGGUCAGUGCCGGAUGUUCUGGAGCAGUGGCUGUACUUCAGAAAGUGCAAACAACUUCAGGAAUCUCUCAAGUUGUCAAGAGCGUUGUGAACAAAGGCAGUCAGAAUUACGAGCACAUCCAUCACGUUCAGAUUUUCUCACUGUUGUUGUGUUGAACAGCAAAGAAGAAACGUUUCCAUCAGAUUCACCAAGUCGUUGUUUGAAACCAAAAGAAAGUGGCAAAUGCUCGGAAACAUAUCCAGCUUAUUACUAUAAUCUGGAAAUGCAUCGCUGUGAGCCUUUCGUUUACAGUGGUUGUGGUGGUAAUUCGAAUCGCUUUCUCACGUUACGUCAGUGUCAAUCAGUGUGCAGUAAAUUUUCUGGAUUAUCUCGUAGGUACUCAAUUGCUUCUCAUAAUCUCAUUUGGAACUUUUUAUGCAAAAUGCUUAAUUUAGAUAAAUUUACAGGUAGAUGUGAACGAUUUUGGUAUUCAGGCUGUGGAGGUAACGAGAACCGAUUUUAUGAUUUAGUCACCUGCGAAAGUGUUUGCCGAGCUGUCAUGACAACAACAUUUAGCAGCAACGCGUUGCAUCCCAAAGUUUGCUUUCAACCGAUCCAAAAAGGCAAAUGCAUGAAUAAGACUCGUAGAAGUGUCCAAAGAUGGGCCUACGAUCACGUGAAACUUCGCUGUGUUACGUUUGAUUACGCUGGUUGCAACGGAAAUGAAAACCGUUUUGCAACAGAAUUUGCAUGUAACAUGAAUUGUAAAGGGCUAAAACUUCCUUUAAAUGAACGUUGCAUGAAUUAUCCAAACUGGGGAUACUGUAAUCAUUUGAACUAUCGCUGGUUUUACAAUUUAACAAAAGGUACCUGUCAACAAUUUCUUUGGGGUGGUUGCGAUGAUGGCAAUGAAAAUCGCUUCGAAACUUUUGAAAUCUGCCAGCAAAGCUGUGAGAUACCAACAGAAAAUGUAUGCAUGGAACCACUGGAUCGCGGUCAUUGGUGUGAGCCCAUGUCAUCUCGGUAUUAUUACAAUAUUGAUUCAAAAUUAUGCAAAGGAUUCCAUUACACUGGUUGUGGAAACAGUCGAAAUAUAUUCAUGACCAAACAAGAGUAUAAAGGUGUUAAGCCUCCUGAAAAGCACGUGGUAGUUGUACACAAAGUUUUGAAUGCUGCUAGUAUACCUAAUUUGAAGACAGAUGAUCAGUGGAUGGAAUAUGGACAAUGCGUUGGAUUCAGGUAUUCAUCUCCAAAUUUGUUUCUCAUAAGGUUAAACGUCAAGAAUGUUAUCAUCGUAAAAGCUUAUAGAUAUAUCUUGCAGACUUUGACAAGCACAGAUGGUGACGAAAAGUGUUUUCUGGUUCACCCAUGGUUAAAAGGUUUACAUUUAUAUUCUUGGUUCUUCACUAUCGAUCAGCGACCUGAUAUAAUCAGUAAACAGUCUCUGAACCAAACAACAGCAGCACUGAUAAUUUUGCCACCGAAUGAUUGCCAUAGCAUUUGCUAA
Molecule: messenger RNA, 1794 nt
Organism: Thelazia callipaeda (thelaziosis nematode)
Lineage: Eukaryota; Metazoa; Nematoda; Chromadorea; Rhabditida; Thelaziidae
Source: the annotation of a GenBank genome assembly